AUGGCGGAGUUGAAGCUGAACCCAAUGAUCAGCAAAAUGGACGAGUCCUACACUGUUGCAAUCUUUAGCAAGGUGUCAAACAUGAAGAGCCGUGGUGAGAAAGUGAACGGAGCUCUUUGCGUUGGCCAGCCCGACUUUGCGCCACCACCAGAAGCGAUCAAAGCCACCCAAGAAGCCGCUGUGCAGGGCCUCACAGCCUACACAGCAGUGUCAGGAACCUUGGAGCUUCGGCAGGCGAUCUCCGAAUACCUGGAGAAGUAUAAGAAGGUCAAGUACAGCACGGAUGAAAUAUUGGUGGCUUGCGGAGGCAAGCAAGCGAUCUACCAAUCAAUGAUGGCCCUAUGCCAGGAAGGGGAUGAGGUGAUUGUGCCCGCGCCGUACUGGACAUCAUACCCGGACAUUGUAAAGCUGUCUGGGGCCACUCCGGUGAUAUUGGAGACAAUUGCAUCGCAAGGCUAUGCGAUUGAUGCAGCAAAGCUGGCCACAGCGAUUACUCCGAGGACCCGGAUGCUUAUUGUGUGUAAUCCUUCAAAUCCAACAGGCUGUGCUAUGUCACCAGAUCAGCUUGACGCGAUCGCUGGUGUGCUACGGCGCCCAGAGAAUCAACACGUCCUUGUUCUUUCAGAUGAAAUCUACGAACGUAUUUGUUAUGAUGGUUUGGAACAUGCUUCCUUUGCUGUUCUUAAGGACAUGUGGAAUCGCACACUGACCAUAAAUGGAUUCUCGAAAGCGUUCUCGAUGACAGGCUACCGCCUGGGGUACCUUGCUGCUCCGAAAGAAAUUGUAAAAGCAGCUUCAAAGUUGCAAUCACAGAUAACUUCUUGUGCUUCAAGCAUUGGUCAGCAUGCUGGCAUUGCUGCGCUCAAUUGCGAUAUGAGCUAUAUCGACGCGAAGGUCAGAGAACUACAAGAGAAGCGCGACCUUGCCCUCAACCUCCUUGCCAAGAUACCAGAUGUGAACUGCCCGAAGCCCUGCGGUGCAUUUUAUUUGUUCCCGGACAUAUCUGCCUAUUUGGGAAGGAGAACGCCUGAGGAUGAAACUAUAGAGGAUGGUGUCCAGCUUUGCCUCUACUUGCUACAGAAGCGCCACCUCUUAUGA
Molecule: messenger RNA, 1098 nt
Organism: Durusdinium trenchii
Lineage: Eukaryota; Dinophyceae; Suessiales; Symbiodiniaceae
Source: the annotation of a GenBank genome assembly